Messenger RNA from Nelumbo nucifera (sacred lotus), 1131 nucleotides. RefSeq names its product chalcone isomerase-like protein 1. The record is from RefSeq and is a predicted model, not a curated record. Gene Ontology annotation, cellular component: chloroplast stroma. NCBI's taxonomy places the organism in Eukaryota, Viridiplantae, Streptophyta, Magnoliopsida, Proteales, Nelumbonaceae. Gene Ontology annotation, molecular function: intramolecular lyase activity; fatty acid binding. Gene Ontology annotation, biological process: fatty acid metabolic process.
CAAUUUAAUGCCUCCACCACUGCCCAACUGCUUCUCCUAACUAAUUUAUAUCCACAUUUGUCUAUAAGAAUCCCAGCCAAUACCAUCAAAUUUCUCAUGAACACAACCCCGUCGGCUAUCUUUAAUUAAUUCUUGUUCCUUUGCUUCUCACUCUGUCACGAUAGUUAUGGCUGCCACCGUCGAUGAGGUGACCGCAAAGGCUCAGACGCUCGAGAUAGAACCCAAGACCGGGCCAACGGUAGUGCAGGCAGAGGCAGUCGGAACUGAAUCCAAGAACGAUACUAAACUCAAGGGGCGUAAUGCACAGAAAGAGGAGGUCGAACCCAAAACCGGUGUUUCCUUUCCAGUCCAACUGGACGACGGGAAGCAGCUGAGCACGGUUGGCGUGAGAAAGAAGAGCAUUCUUGGCAUCACCAUCAAAGUCUACGGCUUCGGGCUUUACACAGAUAAUGAAGCCAUGAAACAUCUAAUGAAGUCGAAGAUUGGGAAGGCACCAGCAGGCAAAGCCACCAAAGAGAUGUAUCAGUUAGCGAUUGACAGUGACGUGGAAAUCAUGGUAAGGCUGGUAAUCGUCUUUCCUGGGCUCACCAUGAAUAUAGUAAGAAAGAGCUUUGACGAAAAUCUUGGAGCGUCUAUCAAGAAGAUCACCGGUCAAAAGAAUGAGGAACUGCUGAAGAAGAUCAUGGGCCAGGCAACAGAUAAUAUCAAGCUACCAGCUGGUUCCGUGAUUGAGAUCACAAGGCUGCCCGGCUACACCCUCCAAACAAAAGUAAGGGAUGAGGUGGUGAGCAAGGUGGACAGUGAAUUGCUGUGCAGGGCCUACAUCAACAUGUACCUGGGCGAUGAUGUCUUGGACAAUGAAGCCAAAGAAAGAUUUGGAAAGUUUAUGCUUUCACUCUUUUAAGUUAAAACAUAUUAAAGCCACACGCACUUGGCAAAAAUAAAUAAGGCUAAAAUGCUAUUUUCUAGCCAUGGUGGCGGCUCAUAAAUUAUGGAUACCACCAUAUCUUCUCAUGUAUUUAAUUAAUAUUUUAAGUCAGUCAGUUAUCUUCUUGAUUCGACCAAAACAAGACAAUUUGUAGCUCUUCCAUGGAAAUCCUGAAUGAACUCGUGGUGUCAUGGUUUGCAAUU